Chara braunii is the source of this 2380-nucleotide messenger RNA. NCBI's taxonomy places the organism in Eukaryota, Viridiplantae, Streptophyta, Charophyceae, Charales, Characeae. The record is from the annotation of a GenBank genome assembly.
CCGCGAGGAUAGGGAAGCUUCAGAUGAAGGGUACUAGGACAUAGUUCGAAUGCUACUCUCUAUGUGUUACGAUGAGGGUAUUUGCCCUGAAGAUGUUCCAUUCGAGGACGUCGUAAUAGAUGGUAAUGAGGCAGUGGUUACGGUAGACAAAAGGUUCGAUGAGAUUAAGAUUCAGUGGCUGAAGGAAAGGACGGUAGUGGUAAUUUUCAGGGAUGAAGCCAGGGAGCUCCCAAGAAGGGUGAAGGAGGAUAUCGUAAGAGCUUAUGAGAAUGGAUGGAAGAAAGAUGUUAUCUUCGACCCUCCAGUGGGCAGGGGUAGAGUUAAGUUCGAAGCCGCAAAUGUUAUCUCUUAUGUCUCAAGGGACAAAGUGGUCGCAGAUUGGAUGAUAAGUGAAGGUUCAGCGGAAGUCAAGUUGAAAGGCAAGCGGUACGUCUUCGAAACGAAACCCUGGAUGCCCAGGGCAGAGUGGAAGGAAUUCCGCCGAUUAGAGAUGGAGAACACCUUCUGGGUUCUCGCCAUCCAAGUGCCGCUGGAUGCCUAUUGCUACCUUCGGGCGUCCAUCACAAAAGUAAUCGGGCCGGUCACCAAGAUGGAGUCUCCAGACCAGGUUAACUCCAACCCAAAAUUACUGAAUGUGAAAUGCGAGAUUGAACCGGAAUUUCGUUCCAGAUUCAAAGACCGCCUGUGGGUAUGCACAAUACAGGGAGACAUGGUGGAAGUGAAGUUGGCAUCCGCCGACACCCCCUACUGCACCAACUGCAAAUGGUACUUUCACACAGAUGAGCAAUGCACGAGGAAUAGGGAUAACCCGAAUGGUAGACGAAGUCGGUUCAGACCAAAUCGCAGGGCGAAAGCAUAUGAGUCAGAUGAGGACAGCACGUCAGUCUCUUCCAGCUCACGCUCUGAUGCUGGCUCAUUGAACCACAGAAGACGAGGAGGGACAAAAUACAAGGGGCCCCUGUCUCACCAGAACUCAAGAAACACAGUCAUGAGAUCCAGGACCCCAUCCCCGCCACCCCCUUCCCCUAGACCGCUGCCUGCAGCAGGACCCACAGCUGGCCUGAAUUCAAUCGUCAAUCUGGUCUUCUCUCCGGGACCGUUACAAGAACAUGACCCUUAUGAGGAUUACCGAAGAUCUGGAAUGGAACACCAACCAAGGACGCAGAGGGAAUUCAUCCCUCCGCCUCCCAACCCUUACCUGGAAUCGGCAAUGGUGUUUUUACUGAAAGCGGCAGCCCCGCUCGGAGGGAGCGAACCAGCCCCACCAGACACAGAGCAAGACCGGUCACACCCUCAGAUCGGUGGUCUGAUACGUCCAAAUCCCACAAGAGCAAGACCAGGCUCAGGCAAUGAGGAAGGAAUCGAGACAACUUGGGUUCAGGAGUCACAGCCGAGGCCACCCAUGCACGAGGCCGCUGCCACCUCAGCGGUGGAAGUACAUGGAAGGAGCACCAGAGGACAGUCCCCACUAAAGGCACCUAGAACAGUCAGGUCUUCAACCUCUCAGCAACUGCUCCUCGAAGCAGCCCCACGAGCAGAGUGUCCAACCGCCGAGAGAUCACAAAGAUCAAUGUCGAGUAAGGCCGAAUCCUCCUCCUCUGCACACUCCGAGCGCUCCGCACACUCCGUUCAUUCCGGAUCGAGAUUAGUCACACCACAAACGGGGGUGAAAACGUCGAGGAGUAGAAGGGCGAUAACGGCAACUAAGGCACAGACAGCAUCAUUGGAGAAAUGGUUGGUUCUGCUAAUCUGCUCGAUAGUGAAUGGUGCAAUUCACGUGAUCGCCUGGCAACCUGAGAACUCGAAAACAACUUUUUUGUCGCAGAAAACCGAGGAGCCUGUUACUCCUCAGACAAUCCUUACAGCGGCCAAGAAUAUCUUCAAGGACAAAUUCCCACUCAGAAUGGUGCCUGAUAUGGCUCUCCCCCGGUUCUACCAGGAACAGACAAAUCGCACAUGCAAGAUUUUCACUCUGUUGCUAGAUGCAUUCAUCUCCACAGACAAGCUGGAACCCCUCCUCUUGGAAGGACUAAGGAUGAUUCCUCUCUCCAUCUUCAUUGAGGAGGACAUGGACUCUCUACAGCAGAUGCAGGUGCUUCACGUUUCAGACGCAGGUUUCCUCAGCAAACUCAACGAGAAGCUCCCACGGAAUAAGCAGUUGCAAUCGCUGUACCUCAAUAACACUCUGGCCCAAAAAUGGGCCCCAUCCUCCUCCGCUGGUCCCCCAGCUCGCUCUGGAGCCAGGCAAGCACAUGCGAACGGCAUCCCCAUUCAAUCCAGGGGCCCAGGGCCCCGGAUGAAUGGAUAAGUUAAAUAUAGUCUCUUGGAACCUUAGGGGCUUAGGAGAUACCACGAAGAAAAGUAAAAGAGCCAGGCUGAA